Oncorhynchus gorbuscha (pink salmon) is the source of this 5676-nucleotide messenger RNA. RefSeq names its product contactin-associated protein-like 5. The transcript has 23 exons. NCBI's taxonomy places the organism in Eukaryota, Metazoa, Chordata, Actinopteri, Salmoniformes, Salmonidae. The record is from RefSeq and is a predicted model, not a curated record. The coding region runs from base 267 to 4346 and encodes 1359 amino acids.
AAUUGGAGUCGCGACGAUGCUUGUGCGUCGGAACGCACCAGAAGUAACCACCAAUCCUUGAUGAAGAACGUAAAGCUAUUGUCCUUAUAAAUAGCGACUUGUGUUGCCUUGGAAACAACGUCUUGAAGAUUAUAUUUGUGAGAGGGUCUCUACGAUUUAAUCACAUGGCUUUUACAAAAAUAUUUGGAGGGUAGAGCUGGAAAGCGACAGGAACAUUCUGAGUCCUGGGGCACACACAGGAUCUAUAUUCUGGAGACCACGGGUAGAUGCUGUACCGCAACUUGGAUAUUAUGCCUGCUGUGUUGGCGAACAUGAGCUCGAGAAGCGCCUCGUGGUUCUAUAUAGUCAGUUACUUUGUUUUAAGUAUUUUUGGAUCCAUACAUGCAGCAAAUAAUUGCAAUGGACCAUUGCUAUCCGUUUUGCCCGAGUCCUCCUUCGAAAGCUCUUCAACAUCCUCCAGCAGUCAGCUGCCUCACUCUGCUAAGCUGAACAGAAGAGAGGGAGAGGGUGGCUGGGCCCCGGAGCGGUCAGACAGACAGCCGUGGCUCCAGCUGGACCUCAGGGAGAAGAUGGAGAUCACGGCCAUCGCUACACAGGGCCGCUCAGGGAGCUCUGACUGGGUGACCAGCUUUAUGCUGCUGUUCAGUGACUCUGGCCUGGCUUGGAAGCAGUACGGACAGAGCGAAGACACUGGGACGUACACAGGGAACACUAACUCAGAGGGUGUGGUCCAACACAAGCUGGUCCAUUCCAUCGCAGCGAGGUUCCUACGCUUCGUCCCACUGGACUGGAGCACUACAGGAUGGAUCGGCCUCAGAGUGGAGGUCUAUGGCUGUGUAUACAAGUCAGAUGUGGCAAACUUCAACGGCAGGAGUGCUCUGUUGUACCGGUUUAACCAGAAGUCCCAGAGAACGCUGAAGGAUGUGAUCUCCCUCAGGUUUAAGAGCUAUGGGGCAGACGGGGUGCUGGUGCACGGGGAGGGACACAGAGGAGACUACCUGACAUUGGAGCUGCACCACGGGACCCUGGCUCUGCACCUCAACCUGGACGACGCUAAGCUCUACCCCAGCAGUGCGAAUGUGUCAGUGUUCCUGGGCUGUCUCCUGGAUGACCAGCUCUGGCACUACGUCCUAGUUAAACGCUCCAACAAGCAGGUCAACCUCACCAUGGACGGGCACACACGUCACCUCAGCACCACAGGUGUGGAAGACUCACUGGAGGUGGACUAUGAGCUCAGCUUUGGAGGGAUUCCUAUACCCGGUAAACCAGGAAGCUUCCUUAGGAAGAACUUCCAUGGCUGCAUAGAGAACCUCUACUAUAAUGGAGUCAACAUUAUCAACCUGGCCAAGCGACGCAAGCUCCAGAUCCACAGUGUGGGCAACGUGACCUUCUCGUGCUCUGAGCCCCAGCCCCAGAUGGUGUCCACCACCUUCCUAUCCUCCAGCGGUAGCUACCUGUCUCUACCCCUGGGGCCUCUUGGGGUGUGGGGGCUGGACGUACACUUCCACUUCAGGACCUGGAACCAGGAAGGACUUCUGUUCUCCACCGGCCUGGCACAGGGAUCAAAGCACCUGGUUUUGCAAAUCAGCAGAGGCCAACUGCACCUAAUGGUCCAUGGAGCUGCUGAGCAGAAAACAAACAUUUCCAUAGAAGUUGGUGUAACUGAUGGCCUGUGGCAUUCUGUUAGUCUGAGCUACAGAGAUUUGAUGGUUUCCCUGGUCUUGGACAAUGAGCCAACAUCUACCAUGGACGUACAAAGUCAUGCAGACUUAGGUAAUAGUGUAUUUUUCGGAGGUUGUCCCCAAUACAGUGGUGACUGUAAGAACCCUACUGUGGCCUUCCAGGGGUGCAUGCGUCAGAUCCUCCUAAACAACCAACUUGUGGAUCUACCCCGUGUGCAGCAAGGGCUUUUGGGUAAUUACAGCAAGCUUCAGUUCGCCAUCUGUGGGAUCCGCAACAGAUGUCUGCCUAAUUUUUGUGAGCAUGACGGACGAUGCACCCAAUCAUGGGAUACUUUCUACUGUGACUGCUCAGGGACAGGCUACACUGGAGAAACCUGUCACAACUCUAUUUAUGAAGCGUCGUGUGAGGCACACCGACAAAUGGGGAGUACGUCUGGCUACUUCUACAUUGAUCCAGAUGGGAGUGGUCCUCUAAAGGCAACACUGGUCUACUGCAACAUGACUGAGGACAAGGUAUGGACAGUGGUGGACCACAACAACAGGGGGUUUGUGAAUGUGACUGGAGCCACAACAAAGAAGCCGUAUGUGAUGCGGUUCAACUACACAGCCUCCCUGGAGCAGCUCCGCACUCUGAUUGGACGGUCUGAGCACUGUCAACAGGAAGUGGUCUACAGCUGCAGGAAGUCACGUCUCUUCAAUACUUGGGACGGGAGGCCCCUGUCGUGGUGGCUGGACCGGAGUGGAGAGAAACAGACCUACUGGGGAGGCUCUGUACCUGGGGUCCAACAGUGCUCCUGCAGCCUGGAGGAGAACUGCAUCGACAUGAACUACUUCUGCAACUGUGAUGCAGACACACACUUAUGGGUAAACGACACAGGAUUGCUGUCCUACAAAGAUCACCUACCACUGACUGAGAUUGUAAUAGGAGACACCAACAGGACAGGCUCAGCAGCUGUAUACAGAGUCAGCUCCCUUCACUGCAACGGUGACAGGUUCCUGUGGAAUUCAGCCUCUUUCUAUCCUGGGUCGUCAUCCCUCCACUUCCCUAAGUUCCAGGCUGAGCUCAGUGCGGACAUCUCCCUGUAUUUCAAGACCACAGCUUCCUCUGGUGUUCUCCUGGAGAACCUGGGGACCGCUGACUUCAUCACCCUGAAGUUGACCACUCCCUCAGCUAUAACAUUCAUCUUUGACGUGGGGAAUGGCCCAGUGGACUUGGCGGUGACGUCCCCUGUCCCCUUGAAUGAUAAGCAGUGGCACUACGUUAGGGCUGAACGCAACCUGAAGGAGGCUUCCCUGCAAGUGGACCAGCUGCCCCUACACACUCUGGAGGCCCCCUCUGAAGGGCACUACCGCCUGCAGCUCAAAAGCCUACUGUUCAUAGGAGGAUCCACCUUCAAAGAGAGCAGUUUCCUGGGCUGCAUCCGUGCAUUGACCCUGAACGGCGUGACCCUUGACCUGGAGGAGCAGGCCAAGUUGACCCCAGGAGUGACCCCAGGCUGCCCUGGUCACUGCAGCGGCUCUGCUAGUGUCUGUCAUAACAGAGGGCGGUGUAUGGAGAAAAACAGUGGAUAUGUCUGUGACUGUACACACUCUGCCUACAAUGGACCACACUGCAAGAAAGAAGUGUCAAUGUCCUUCGAGAGUGGCUCCUCGGUGACCCUUACCUUCCAGAUGCCUUUCCCAGUCAUGCACAACAGAGACCGAGGUAGCCAGUCGUCUAGCCGUCAGCCAAUCCAUAACCAGUCGUCUAGCCGUCAGCCAAUCCAUAGCCAGUCCUCAGGCAUCUAUGCCAACGACGGCGAGUCCAGAGAAAACGUUGCCCUCAGCUUUCUGACGACUCGCACCCCUGCCAUGUUACUCUGUGUCAGCACCUACCAUCAACAGUACCUGGCUAUCAUCCUCGCUAACAACGGGAGUCUGCAGAUCUGGUUCCGCCUGAACAGAGAGGAGAGAGCCGAGAUCAUUACUCCCAAAGCCUCCAGCCUAGCCGAUGGGCAGCUCCACCGUGUCCAAGUACACCGGGAAGGCAAAGACCUUUAUAUCCAGAUUGACAAAGACAUCGACCAGAAAUACAACCUUUCUUCUGACCUGAAGAUGAACACACUACGAUCUCUGACUUUGGGUAAAGUCACAGCUACAUCAGCAGGACAUGCUGGUUUGGCUGAGGAGGUGCUUAGGGCAGGAUCCAAGGGUUUCAUUGGCUGCCUGUCGUCUGUCCAGUUCAAUCAUUUGACACCGCUGAAGACAGCCAUUCUGAAUCAUGGAAGCUCAUUAGUCCAUGUUCUUGGCAAUCUAGUUGAAUCGAACUGUGGAGCCUUAGCUGAUAGUACAACUUCACAAUCAACAUCUGAGGGUGUCGAUAGGGGCAUAGAUCGACUGAAGAAGACAAGAAGUGAUUCAGCAGUAAUUGGAGGUCUCAUCACAGCUGCGUUCCUCAUCACCCUCUGUGCCGUGGCCGUGACGUCGUGCAUCCUGUACCGCCGCUGCAGCCACACCCACCCCCAGGAGAAGUCCUCCAUCUCACAGAAAAAGGAUCCCAGACACAGCCCGGAACACAGCUACCCUGCAGGCCUGGAGAACAGCUACCCUGUAGACUUGGUCUUGGAUCUAAACCUGGACCUGCUCAGCUCUGUGAGUCACAGCAGAAAGGAGUACUACAUCUGAUGCCACCAUAGCCUUCUUUGCCCAAUCUCCUGCCUCCUGUUCCGCACACUGUUCUGCCUGGCCUCAAAUACAGAACAGGCCCCCCUGGGUAGGUUAGUCACCUGCCUGUCCCUGAGCUUUCUAGGAGCAGUGAUCAUUGGUUAUCCAUUCCCUGUGUGGCUCCAAGAACGACCCAACGGAGGAUGGUCAUUCCGCAGUUUUAUAUCUCAAAGGCUGUUUAUUGGGGCAUGGGAGCUGUACCACUUUUUAUGUGCAAUGACAAUUGGAGAACAUUUAUUAUAUAUCUACUUUAUAUUAUAUUGCCCUAACGUCGGGAGACAAAAAGCCUCAAAGAAUCAGAUCCACCCCAGUGACUUUAUAAGCUCACUUUAUAUAGCCUACCAUUCUGAAUGCACAAUUAAAGGGAUUUAUCCGUUUGGGGUUGGUUGGGCACCGGUACUCUAACUCACUUACUUGUAUUCACUUGUGGAUUGUGAAUGUGAUAACGACUGAUUAAUGAUGUUCGCCCAUCUGCCAAGGCAAGUUCUGGGCAAGCAAUGCACCUGCUCUUGCUCCCUGGCUAAACCACUGAUCAAAUCCCACUGGGAAGCAUUGUGACUGUGUGCCAAGGACCUUGUGGCUGGCCCCUUUAGUUCUCUGAACACGUCGGUUUUCUGUUCCCAGUACGUUGUUUUGUUGGGCCCUCACUGCCAAUAACCCUUUCAUUUUGAUUUUUUUUUUUUUUUUGCAUCGACCAUCACUGACGUCCUGCGACAUGUUAUGAUUUCAUGAAUCACCAAAGAGUGGUACAGUCAACGGAUACUAGAUGUCUGAAAGUCAAAAUGUAGUACAGUACAACGUUAUGUGAUUGUGCUAGUAACUUUUGAUGAAUUAUCUCAUAGACCUUAAGAAGAUAACCAGAGGGCGUUUAGGGUGUAAAGGUCACUUCAUUCUCAGGAGAGCGCUUGUCCUGGUUGUUGUCGUUGUGAGCUUUGUUGAACGGAGAAGUACAGUGUUGUACACAUUUGCUGCGGUCUCCUCCAGAAACCAUGUUCCUUGCUCUUACGUUGGUGAAACGUCAAGUCUUCAUAUUUUGCACAAUUAGCAAACCAACAGAACAAGCCAAUUGUACAACAAAUCUGCGUGGCACGCUUGCUAUACAAACGGAACAUGUAUUCGGGGGACGAUUUUCUGUCAUGAAAGACCCACGAUAAAGGAUUGUUAUUGGCUGUUUAUAUUAUUUCAAGUGCAUUAGGUCAUUUAUCUACAGGAUGUUAUUGUAAAAGAUGUACCUCACUGAUACAAUGAAUUUAAAUAUUCUAUUUAUUUUGAAUUUGUUUUCUAGAAUUAU